AUGUCUUUCCUUCAUAAUCAUUCUUGCGAGUGCGUUAAGUCAGAAUUGGAUUUGUUUGCACUACCGUCUACACAAACUAGCAUUGAAAAUGGAUUGUGGAUUCAUUAUAAACCAAUUUCAUCUCUUGGUGAUGAUGGACCUAUCGAGUUUCAAGUUCCUGGGACCGGCGAUGACUACAUAGAUUUGUCUCAUACAUUACUCCACAUAAAGGCAAAAGUAUUAAAUCAAGAUUCAACUAACUUGGUAUGUACUACAAUAGUAGCACCUGUAAAUAAUUGGCUGCAUUCACUUUUUAGUCAACUUGAUGUUUAUUUAAACCAAAAACUUGUAUCACCACCUAAUAAUACCUAUGCAUAUCGAGCAUACAUGGAAACCCUUUUAAACUAUGCCCCUGCUGCUAAACAAUCUCAUCUUACUUGUAGUCUUUGGUAUGAGGAUACAGCAGGAAAAAUGGAUUCUACAGAUGGUAAAAACAUAGGAUUUGUUAAAAGACAGGAAUUGAUUAGUGAAAGUAAGGAAAUAGAAAUGAUUGGUCAUCUUCACGGUGACAUUUUUAACCAAGAUAAAUUUUUAAUUAAUGGUGUUGAAAUGAGUGUUAAAUUGGUUCGAUCAAGAGAGAGUUUUAAUUUAAUUGUUGGGUCGAACGAUGUAAAGUUUAAAGUUUGCAUUACGGACGCAACUCUUAUUGUGCGACGAGCACGAAUUAAUCCAAGUGUAUUACUCGCACAUCAAAAAGUUUUAGCUUCUACCACUGCUAAAUAUCCUAUUACUCGAGCUGAAGUAAAAGUUUUAACAAUUCCUUCAGGUGUUCAAGGAAAAACUCUUGAUAAUAUAUUUUUAGGACAGGUACCGAAAAGAUGUAUAAUUGGAUUUGUGAACAAUUCUGCAUUUAAUGGUUCCCUUACUAAAAAUCCAUUUAACUUUGAAAACUAUGGUAUUAAUUCUUUCAGCUUAUAUAUUGAUGGUCAACAAAUACCUUCAAAAGCUUUGCAACCAUCUUUUAAUAAUAGCAUAUUUACAUCAGCAUAUCAUACUCUAUUCUCGGGAACUGGUAUUCACUUUCUUAAUGAAGGAAAUGGAAUCUCUUGUGAACAGUAUGGCAAAGGUUACUGUCUAUUAGCAUUUGACUUAACUCCUGAUUUAUCAGCUAACUCAUCAACUCAUUGGAAUCUCAUAAAGCAUGGUAGUGUAAGAAUAGAAGUACGAUUUGAAUCCUCAUUAAUACAAACAAUUAACUGUAUAGUUUAUGCUGAGUUUGAUAAUAUUAUUGAGAUAGAUAAAAACAGAAAUGUUACUGUAGACUAUAGUAGUUAA
Parnassius mnemosyne (clouded apollo) is the source of this 1314-nucleotide messenger RNA. Lineage: Eukaryota; Metazoa; Arthropoda; Insecta; Lepidoptera; Papilionidae. The record is from the annotation of a GenBank genome assembly.